GGGGAGAGGGGACGGACGGGGGAGGGGGCUGGGGAAAGCCCGAGGGAGGAGGAGAAGGAGGGAGGAACUUCCCAAAGUUGCAAAACAUGGCUACCUUGCCUUCGGAGCCGAGCGCGGGGCCGGCGGCUGGGGGGGAGGCGGUGGCGGCGGCGGCGGCGGCCGAAGAGGAGGAGGAGGAAGCGCGCCAGCUCCUGCAGACUUUGCAGGCGGCCGAGGGUGAGGCGGCGGCGGCGGCCGGGGCCGGGGCGGGCGAAGCGACGGUGAAAGCGGAGGACCCUGGAUCCCCGGGCGUCCCCGGGUCUCCCCGCGAGGCCGCUGCCGAGCCGCCCACAGGCCUCCGCUUCUCGCCGGAGCAGGUGGCGUGCGUGUGCGAGGCGCUGCUACAGGCGGGCCACGCCGGCCGCUUGAGCCGCUUCCUGGGCGCACUGCCCCCGGCGGAGCGCCUACGUGGCAGCGAUCCGGUGCUGCGCGCUCGGGCCCUUGUGGCCUUCCAGCGGGGCGAGUACGCUGAGCUCUACCGGCUGCUCGAGAGCCGCCCCUUCCCCGCCGCCCACCACGCCUUCCUGCAGGACCUCUACCUGCGCGCGCGCUACCACGAGGCCGAGCGGGCCCGCGGCCGCGCGCUGGGCGCGGUGGACAAGUACCGUCUGCGCAAGAAAUUCCCGCUGCCCAAGACCAUCUGGGACGGCGAGGAGACCGUCUACUGCUUCAAGGAGCGCUCCCGCGCCGCGCUCAAGGCCUGCUACCGCGGCAACCGCUACCCCACGCCGGACGAGAAGCGCCGCCUGGCCACGCUCACCGGCCUCUCGCUCACGCAGGUCAGCAACUGGUUCAAGAACCGACGCCAGCGCGACCGGACCGGGGGCGGCGGCGGCGCGCCGGGCAAGAGCGAGUCAGAUGGGAACCCCGCUACUGAGGACGAGUCCAGCCGGAGUCCCGAGGACCUGGAGAGGGGGGUGGCUCCAGGGGCUGCUGAGCCUCCCGCCCAGGGCUCCGUAUUCCUGGCUGGGGCUGCCCCUCCCACACCAUGUCCCGCCUCCUCCUCCAUCCUGGUGAACGGGAGCUUCCUGGCCGCCGGCAGCUCUCCAGCAGUGCUCCUUAAUGGGAGCCCCGUCAUCAUCAACAGCCUGGCCCUGGGCGAGGCCUCCAGCCUGGGCCCCCUGCUGCUCACCGGGGGCGGGGGCGCCCCUGCACCGCAGCCCAGCCCCCAGGGGGCCAGCGAGGGCAAGACCUCCCUGGUCCUGGACCCUCAGACUGGGGAGGUUCAACUGGAGGAGGCUCAGCCUGAAGCCCCUGAGACCAAGGGAGCCCAGGUGGCUGCUUCAGGGCCGCCUGGAGAGGAGGUCCCAGGACCUCUGCCCCAAGUGGUGCCUGGGCCCCCACCGGCCGCCACCUUUCCUCUGCCCCCAGGACCAGUGACUUCUGUGGCCGCUCCACAAGUGGUGCCACUUUCCCCGCCUCCUGGCUACCCCGCGGGCCUGGGCCCCACCUCCCCCCUGUUGAACCUGCCCCAGGUGGUGCCCACCUCGCAGGUGGUGACCCUGCCCCAGGCUGUGGGGCCGUUGCAGCUGUUGGCAGCUGGGCCAGGCAGCCCUGUGAAGGUGGCUGCUGCCGCGGGCCCUGCCAAUGUGCACCUGAUAAACUCCGGGGUGGGCGUGACUGCGCUGCAGCUGCCUUCAGCCACUGCCCCAGGAAACUUCCUGCUGGCCAACCCGGUGUCCGGCAGCCCCAUCGUGACAGGUGUGGCCGUGCAGCAGGGCAAGAUCAUCCUCACCGCCACCUUCCCCACCAGCAUGCUGGUCUCCCAGGUCCUGCCGCCCGCCCCCAGCCUGGCCCUGCCCCUGAAACCAGACGCGGCCAUCUCAGUGCCCGAAGGAGCCCUCCCGGUGGCCCCCAGCCCCGCUCUCCCGGACGCCCACGCCUUGGGCACCCUUUCUGCGCAGCAGCCAUCACAGCCGCCGCCCGCCGCCACCGCCACCAACCUGCCCUUCGCCCCAGACCCAUCCAGCCUCCUGCCAGGUUUCCCGGCGCCCCCGCCCGAGGGGCUCCUGCUGUCGCCCGCGGCCGUGCCCAUCUGGCCAGCCGGGUUGGAACUGAGCACGGCCACCGAGGGGCUACUAGAGGCGGAGAAGGGGCUGGGGACACAGGCCCCCCACGCUGUGCUGAGGCUGCCGGACCCCGACCCCGAGGGGCUGCUCCUGGGGGCCACGGCGGCGGGCGAGGUUGAUGGGCUGGAAGCAGAGACCAAGGUGCUGACCCAGCUCCAGUCGGUGCCCGUGGAGGAGCCCUUGGAACUGUGACCCGCCGGGCCCAUGGUCUCCCCUGAUAAUGGUGCUGACGGGAUCCAGGACGGCCCGGGAGCCUCUCCCAGACACGUCGGCCGCCGUCUGCAGAUUCCACACACACUACAUCCGCCCCCGUGGCUGCGCAACCGCUCCACGGCCUGGAGGGCCACUCCUGUCCAGGAGCAGCGUCCGGCCCUCUCCCUGCUCUGUCCCGUGACCGACAGGGGGACAUAGGGGGUCCUGACUCAGGGGCUCUGCCCCCUCGACCUGGUACUAGCUGUGAGCAGCUGAAAGCGGCUGGCUUUCCAACCCCCUCGAGCCCUCUCCCUAUCACUCCCUAAAACACUAUUAAUAGCUCCACUGCCACCCAGUGUUCCCAGAACUGCUUGGAAUCCGAGGGUGGAGGCCGGGCAGAGACUGACAGACCCUUGCAGGCGGGCCCUUCCUGCCGACCAGGGAUGCAGGUGUGGGGGGGCGUCUGCUGGCUCCUCUCAGACUGGCGCCCUCACUGUCACGUCCAGCCCCAGACCAAAGAUUCCCCCCGCCCCGGGGCAGCCCUGAUCCCAUGUCUAGUUUAUAUCCUAAAUCUUUAUUUUUCUAGGACAUGUUAUGCCUCCAUUUCAAUUAAAAUAAAGUUAACGGACAGCUAGGAA
Sus scrofa (pig) is the source of this 2938-nucleotide messenger RNA. RefSeq names its product SIX homeobox 5 (gene SIX5). Gene Ontology annotation, cellular component: transcription regulator complex; nucleus. The record is from RefSeq and is a predicted model, not a curated record. Gene Ontology annotation, molecular function: RNA polymerase II cis-regulatory region sequence-specific DNA binding; DNA-binding transcription factor activity, RNA polymerase II-specific. NCBI's taxonomy places the organism in Eukaryota, Metazoa, Chordata, Mammalia, Artiodactyla, Suidae. Gene Ontology annotation, biological process: regulation of transcription by RNA polymerase II.